AUGACAGGAGUUGCAAGGUCCGUAGUUGAAUUAAGGUUGUCGUCAUGCAGUCUUCUAACUAGUGAAUCUUUGGAGCAUUUGUCCUCGUUUCGUAAGUUGGAGGUACUUGACACAAGUGGGUGCGAACACAUUGGAGAUCAGGCUCCCUUCUACAUAUCAAAAGUUACUACACUCACAAGACUAAACUUAGCAAAAGCUCGCAUCACCUAUGUGGGUCUUGCUCUUCUCGGUGCGGGAGACUUACCAAUUUUGCAGUUGUGCGUCAAAAAAUGCGAGAAAGUAACUGACAAGGGAAUUAAGUCUUUAUUUCAUGCCGAUAGGAAAAUUUGCAAGACGUUAUCGGUGUUGGAUGUUGGUUACAUUCCCAAAAUAACUGAUGCAACUAUUUUUACCAUUGCAACUGCUGCUAAGGCAUUAACUGAUUUAUCUUUAAGGUUCUGUAAUGGAGUCACUGAUGCUGCGGUGCAGAUGCUGAUGGAUCGACCAAACCACAACAGUAGUCAACUACAAAUGCUUGAUCUUUGCAGCUGUCGAGGUCUGUCUGCUGAGGCCAUAAUGCUACCUCUGCCCGUGUAUGCUUUCCAUCGUUUGCGCUGGCUCGGUAUUGGACUUACUGACAUAGUUGCUAAGAGAGGCAUUUUCACCGCAAUCUGCGAGGCGCGACCCAGGCUUUGCUGCGACUUUGGGUGCUGUGAUGGCUGGCAAUGCAACAAAGUCCGAUGA
This is a messenger RNA of Capsicum annuum, 723 nucleotides long. Its product is annotated as F-box protein At-B-like. NCBI's taxonomy places the organism in Eukaryota, Viridiplantae, Streptophyta, Magnoliopsida, Solanales, Solanaceae. Gene Ontology annotation, biological process: SCF-dependent proteasomal ubiquitin-dependent protein catabolic process. Gene Ontology annotation, cellular component: SCF ubiquitin ligase complex. The record is from RefSeq and is a predicted model, not a curated record. Gene Ontology annotation, molecular function: protein binding. Bases 1 to 723 code for a protein of 240 amino acids. The transcript has a single exon.